Leptopilina heterotoma is the source of this 947-nucleotide messenger RNA. RefSeq lists its product as uncharacterized. The record is from RefSeq and is a predicted model, not a curated record. The transcript has 2 exons. NCBI's taxonomy places the organism in Eukaryota, Metazoa, Arthropoda, Insecta, Hymenoptera, Figitidae. The coding region runs from base 11 to 268 and encodes 85 amino acids.
ACAAACAAAUAUGAAUCAAUUUCGUUCAUUGGUGAGAAAUAAAGCGCCAAAUAUACGUAUACAAGAUCAAGUACAAGAUCAAGUGAGAACAUUGGAUCGUAAUUUUUCACGUGGACAAUUUAAUGAUACUGGUCAAAAUAAUGCCGUUCCAAAUAUGUACGGUACUUAUAAUCGUGCUCAUAAUAGACAAGAAAAAGCGGCUGCCGUUCCAACAUUGAGCCAGAACCAACAAAGCGAAACCAAAGCAAAAGCGAUACGACGUAUAUAAAGAGUCAUAUCUCUAUUUCUGUUAAUACGGGUCUGGACAGACUUUCGCCAGAGGGGGCGUUAAAAAUGAUUCGGAGAAGAUGAAGUUUCCAAAAGAAAAGGUAAAGAAUUUUAUUUACUUUUUUUUUCUCGUGGAAAAAUGGAGGCGAAUUUAUUGUAGUUAAUGUGUAUCGAUAUUAUCGUGUACAGUGGCCAUUGUAAUUUUUUCUUUUCUUUUUCAAAAAGCGGAUUCUACAUGCGACUUAGUGCUUCUUUCUUUUUCUUUAGUAUUCUUCGACUUUGACUCGAGUUUUUUUUUUAGAGAGAGAAAGAGAUUACUAUAAGGAGAAUACCAAAAGACACUUUUUAUACAAAUCUUUUUACACUUUAAUACCCGUAAAUUUUUGUAGAAGAGAAACAUUUUUUUGUUGAUACAAUCAAUAUAAUAUUAAACGUAAAUAGUAAAUAUAAAUAUAUAAAUAUAUAUAAAUAUUGAAUUAUAAAUAUUAUAUAUAUAAAGAUAUUAAAAUUAUUUGAAAAGAAGGAAAAUAAGAAACGAGUUACCGUACGAUGAGACGAGUGAUAACAGUAUUUACAAGUUCUAUUUAAUAGAGUCGGAGAGUCAAUCUUGAAUAUUGAGAAACUCAAUUUUCCUGAAUACUGCCAAUUCUCAGGCGAAUUAAAAACAUUUUAAGUACAAA